Pocillopora meandrina is the source of this 17588-nucleotide messenger RNA. NCBI's taxonomy places the organism in Eukaryota, Metazoa, Cnidaria, Anthozoa, Scleractinia, Pocilloporidae. The record is from the annotation of a GenBank genome assembly.
GGCACAUGCAUUAAACAAUAUGUCGGCCGCAAAACAUCGGUAACAGAACUGACAACUAGCAUCGAGCUGUUCUUUCAGAAGUUUUGGAAAACGGAAGUCAUGAUUCAUAUAAAUGAUAACAAAGUGAAAGAGACAAACCAGCGUCCUGCAGCAUCGCACUGAGUUCGGCUUUAUGGUGGACAAUACUUAGCCGCUUGCUUCGAUUGAAUAUUCAUUAGUACUGACAAAACAUAAUGCCUGGGUCUUCGUCACGAUAACCGAAAACGGGGUGUUCUCUUGAAUUAUUCCGAUUUCAGACAGGACUAUCAGGAGAAAAUGUCUGUGACAGAUAAGCCUGGAAACCUGGUGUUGAGAUUUUAAUCACGAAUGCGAGGUACGGUCUACUUAAGCUACGUAAGAAGGCGGUCGAAUGAUGUAAUUGUGUGUUGUAAAUUCGCUUCCAACAGUUCUCUUCAUCUGUUCAAAUAAAAUCAUAUUCAUUGGUAGCAAAAGCUAAAGCUACAUAAAGAAAAACAUUAGCAAAAAUCGCGGGAGAAAAUUUACUAUCCACUUCAAGCGUGUGGAAGCUUCUUAGCGGUCGAGAAGAGAGAAAUUUUUAAGACCACUUUAAGACAAUAUGGCGGUAUUUUUCGCUGAAAAAUGAUUUUCCCGAUUUAUUGAAGUUUGAUGCAGUAGUACAUAAUUCAAGUUUCACGCUUUGCCGUCAAUGUUGUAUCAUCAAAAUCGUCGUGUUGUAGGAACUUAACGUAAACAUUACGAUUGACCCGUGACAUAACGCCUUACGUGACGUUUCGAGGCGUGACACAACAGUCGUAGGACCAUUGAUAGACAGUCUUCACAGAUCAACAUGAAAGGGCUUUUAAGUAAGCUUGGGUUGUGUAAAAUUUCACUAAUGGAAAAGGGCAGUCUUAAGGAAAGGGUUUUUUGGAGAAGUUAAUGUUUUCUAUUCUUACGAAAUUGUGAUGUAGGUAUCAAAUAGGGAAAGCCAGCUGCUCGGUGGCGAACAGAGAAGAAGUCAUAAAUCGUAUUUGACCUGGAGAUCAGUGGAAGAGUAGUUUGGGGCACGUUUUGGAUUUGAAAUGGCACUCUGAAAAUUUCCAUCUCAAUUUUAUAACACAAUACCUUUUAAAGGAUUCCAAUAUUGCGACAUCAACAUUCUCCUCUGUCUUUUUAAGGAAUACUUUUAUUUCAGCAUUUCAACAGUGUACAGUAAUUGUGCAAUCAGGAACAAAACUAAACCAUUUUGGUACCAGAUAGUUGUAAACUGGGCGCAACGAACUUUAUUUGAGCAUACUCAAGAGAAUUUCAACUUGAAAUACUGUAAGAGAGAUAGAGAUACCCCUUACAAUGUUAUAUGUACUGAUCACUAAGUAAUGUUUAGAUUACGUUAAAUUAAUACCUCCUUUCACAUCUAUAGGCGGAAUGACUGAAAAAUCGUCUGGCUCGAAUUAUGAAACCAACUUCAGUGUUAACUGGGAACCAGAACAAACAAACGAGAGAAGAAAGAGGGUGAGGAAGUUAAUUGAAUCAUUCUUUACCUGGGGGCAGAUUUCAACGAUCAAAUGCAAAACUAAAACCAAACCCCACUGGGUCACUCACGUGUUCUCAAGCAGGUUGCUUGUUUUUACUUUGAGAAUUGGUUGACAGCGAUGUAAACUUUUGUUCUGUUCUUUGGUUUGAACCUGGGGGCAGUAUGUGAGUGGACUCUGAUGAUGACCUCCGCUCAGGCUGUCGAAACGUCGGUCACCACUACCGACAGCAGUCCUUCUCAGGACUACGCUCACUCGGACGAUCAGAUUACACAAUCACUUUGCUCGGAUUGGUAUUUGUGAUCCCUUUGGUUUUGGUUUUUCGACGCUUCAAUGAAAACUGAUUUACCAUUAAAUCUUGCAAGACACCACAUAAAUUUAUCUAAAUUUGGCUGGCGUUUUAAAUAUACGUUUUGUAUAAAUUGUACUAAGAGUAGCAAAAAGGGGGAUUUAUGGCUCUUAUGUCACCACAGAAUUUCCUGCAGAAAUAUUUGAUCUUGUUUAACUGCUUUCCUUCUCUCGUUUCAGAUUUCUUGUCCCGAAGAUAAAGCAACAUGCUUUUCAAGAAUCACGUUCUGGUGGUUGAACUGGUAACCUACAUUACUAACUUACCUUUACAUACUGAGACAUUUGUGGUGUCACGAUUCAAGUAAUAUACCCGUCGAGGAAAUCUAGCACGGAAGUGUAGUAAAAACCCUAACAUAGACAUUUUUCUGCAAUAAACUGACAUCAGGCGAAAUGAUCGAAAGGAAACCGAAUUUUCUGGCACUGUCCUUGUUGGAAGCAAUCGUUGCAGCAAUCUGCAUCGUUUGCGGCAGAAUGCUGAAUUUGCCUGAAACUUGCAUCCCGGCUGCCCCGAAGUACACUUGCUGUUGUUUUUUAGAAGAUACUCAAUUCUCAUGUAGGUUUUUUAUUAUUUUUUUUUUUCACCUUGGCUGCCUAGUGUUUUACGGGUUUAGGCAAAUAACCAACGUAUCCAACCACAGAUUUAGAAUCACGGGAACAUCAUGGGAACAUCAUGGGAAGCAGUGGAAGGGUGCCACCUCGGCUCUACUUAACAAACUGACAUGAGGAAAAAAUUAUUGUACUAAGGUUGUAAGCAUCAGCAAGGCGAGGGAGACCAAGACAUAUUCUAGUUGCUUGGAAGCCAUCUUCUACUCUCUUUUCUUAGGAUAAUUUUUACCGGAUACAAGAGACCACUGGAGGACAAGGAUCUCUGGGCACUGAAUAGGAAGAGCAGAGCUUCAUACAUUGUUCCUAAAGUGAGAUCUAUUUGGAAUCUCGAACAAAAAAAAUGCAACAGGUAGGUCCGUCAGCAAGUUUGUUUAGUGCAUUAGAUACAAAAACCUUAACAUAGAUCUCAUUUAUUUACAAUUCUUUACAGGAAGAAAGGAGUUCUGGUUGAAGAUGCUUGUGGCUUUGAGCCAAGUGAAACUGAUUCGUUACUUGGUACAAAUAAAAAGGAGAAAAAAUCACCGAGCAACAAAAGAAAACCUUCACUUUUGAAGGUUUUAGUCAAGAUGUACGGAUGGAAAUUUCUACUAGCCGCUAUCUUUAAACUGUUCCACGACUGCUUUUUGUUUGUACAGCCGCAGUUAUUAAGGUAAGCGUUCAUAAGUUGCGAAAAACUUAGAUAAAAUUUUGCAUGGGCCAAUUCGAAAGCCCGCUAAUGAUUGAUGUUUGUUUCACCAGUUGAAUACUUUGAAAUUCCGUUACGAUGCUAUUCGUUGCUUUCACCCGUUACACCCUAGAACAUAAAUAUAUAUAAUAAGCACACAAAAUAAUAAUACCUUUACGUUCUGUAUACAUUUCCUAUGGCACUGAAAAGGAAAAUUACGAUCAUUUCCUGAAUUCACAAAAGCCUGAUGUUCGAUUCAGCUGUGAUACCCUAAUGAGAAAUUAAAUUCCACUCGCCCUUUGGGGCUAGAGGGUUAAGGUUAUAAUCACUUUACCAGAGCAAAGAUAAUGUCCUUGGCCGGGUUGUUCAAAGCUUGGUUACGAUAACCCAGGGUUAAGGUGAAAUCUUAAUUCAGAUCUGAAAGCUUAAAUAAAAUUCUUGAUAAUUAUUUUUGUCUGCAAUUUGAUGAUUAAGUACUCUAAAAAGAAUAGCGAAAAUUAUCCCAAAAGAGGCUUUUGAACAAAGGUAUAAAGAACCAGGACUAAAAUUUAACCUUGGGUUAGCGCUAAUCGGCCUUCAAAGUACAAAUAAAAAUGGUUAACUUAAUGCUACCAUGUUUUUGAAGUUUGGCGCGCUGUUUUGUCGAUCAUAUGAUGUGGCCAUUAAUCUUUAGAUCGAAAUCUACCCUUCGUAAUUUGUUCGAAAUAGAGACUUCCCACGCAUGAUUAUGCCUGACAAUCUAUAGUGCAAGAGGAGUACCAUCUCUUCGCGUUGGAAGAAACAAUUCUGUGUUCGUUUCUUUCUUUAGAAUGCUUAUUGAAUACAUAGAAGACAAGUCCUCCUCUGAGAAAAUGUGGAUGGGCUAUGUUUACGCCGGGUCCAUGUUUGUGUCAGCAACAUUGCAGUCCCUCGUCCUUCAACAGUAUUUCCAUAUAAUGGUCACACUUGGUAUGAAAAUUCGUUCAGCUGUUACUGGUCUUAUAUAUGAAAAGGUGAGCUGCUAAGUCGAAAAUCAGUUUUUUUUGUACAUUUGGCUGCUAUUUUGUUUGUAUAUGCAGAGUUAGAAUGGAAAAAGAAAGACGUAAGAAAUGCAUGCUUGAAUUUCUUGAUAAACAACAACCUAAAUGUAUGAGCUUAUCUCGAGUCUCAGCGUUAUUUUUCCAAAUAUUUCUCUGUUUAAGAGCAAUUAUUCACUGAUAAUAGUCCCAUGUAUAAAUAUUAUUGUAAUAAAGUUUAGAUAUAGCACAAGUGAAAUUUCAGACUACGUCUCGUGUUUCCUCCUACAAUUCUUUCGUGCUCAAGCCGCUUCCUGCGUGUUUUACUACAGAACAAAGCACAGUCAAGGCUUCUCUAUUUGUUAAAUAACAAGGCUUACCAGUUUUCAAUGAACUUUGCAGUUGUUUGUGAAACCUCACAACAUCUUUCUAUUGCUCGUCUUAUUAACACUAAACUUGCCACUAACAUCAUUUGAUCAGGCUCUGGUAUUGUGCAAUGAAUCACGGUCGAAAUCAACCGCUGGAGAAAUUGUGAACCUGAUGUCAGUGGACGCGCAAAGGCUGAUGGAUGUGAUGACAUAUCUAAACAUGAUAUGGUCUGGGCCCUUCCAAGUCGGAGUGUCAUUGUAUUUUCUUCAUCAAACCAUGGGCUGGCCGAUUUAUGCUGGCUUAGGUGUGAUGGUGAUUUUCACUCCAAUUAAUUUCUUGAUCGGCAAAAUGGUGAACAAGUUGCAGGUAUUCAACGUCUUGGUUUGUGCGCGUGGAGUAGUUAGUCUAGUUUUAGUUUUAGUUUUGCGAUAUCCGUGUAGUUUUAGUGCAGAAACAAAUAACGGAGAUUCCUGAAAACAAGGAAAUAGUCAUUUUGGUUGCCCGGAGUUGUUGGAUAGUUUCUCCUUUAGGUCAUCCUGUUAACAAGACAGUGUUCAAGUAUUGUCACUAUUCAACGAAAUUCCAAUGAAUAAACACUUCUCUUUUAUGAUCAGGUGAAGCAAAUGUUGGAGAAGGAUGGACGGAUAAAGAUAAUUAAUGAAGUUCUCAAUGGAAUUAAGGUAAAUGUAUAUUGAACAGGACAUGUACAGAGUAGAAAAGGAAGCUGAACUUGUGAUUUGAUCAAUCAGGAGAAGGCAGGUAAAAAGGAAAUGAUGAUAAUAUUCAUGUUGAGCUUGAGCAGUUUGGUUGUUAACCUUGUGCUGUUUACUUUCAUUUCCUAACUUAGAGCCAAGUUAUAAGCCAUUUGGACUCUUAUUUGAUUUAAAUUUUUCUUUUCCAGGUUCUAAAGCUCUAUGCGUGGGAAGAAUCUUUCUUGUCAAUAAUUAACAACAAGCGACGCAAGGAACUCUCAUUUCUUCUGAAGUCUCAAAUCUGGAAAGUUUUCUUGAAUUUUGUUUACAACAGUUUGCCUAUCAUGGUAAGUUCACAGUGACAACUAAGUUCGUGACAUCAAUGGUGAAUUUUACAUUAACAAUGCGAACAAGAAACACAAAAUAAGAGCAAUUAAAGCACUUACUGCCCCAUACAUUAACCUGUAGCAAAAUGCCUAACAUUCCUAUAGUGAAAAUCAUCCUCACAAGACAGUAAAGUAAAUUUUUUGCGUUCACUUUUCCAUUCACUUUCGUACCAUUUGUAUCCUUUUUGUCGCUCCAUUUCAUUUCAUUUUGAAUCAUUUUGAGUCCAGCGUCUUUUAUCCCAUCCCUAGACUGUCUGUUCUCUUCGAUAUGUUUCUAGUCAUUAAAUGACUUGCUUUUGCUCUUCCCUCGAUGUCUCUUUGUGAUUCUACAUUAACACACUGAAAUGUUUCAUCUAUGUAGUAACACAAUAAUGCAAAAGACAAUAACACAGUCUCAAUCGACUUUCCUCCAAACAGGUUGCUGUUACAACGUUUGCUGUUUACGUUCUCAUAGGAAACAGUCUGACCGCAUCCAAAGCGUUUGUGGCCUUGUCGCUCUUUGGAAUUUUGCGUUUUCCUCUUGGUUUCUUUCCAGAUGUGAUUGCAACUUGCAUACAAGUAAGUCGAAAAAAAUGGAAGGUCGUUGUCAAUGCUCCUAUAUAAGGUUUAAGCUUGAAAUUUCAAGUUACUCCAGUUUUUUCUAUUGUUCUGGCCUUCCUCACGUUGUUCCUUGAGUAAGGAUGAAUGAAAGUUAGGUUCGCACGCUUAUGCUAGGGUUUUCGCCAAGAUUCAUUUGAGACGUUUGAAUGGUCACACAAAGCUUUAAAGGCGCCAGGUAACGUGUAAUCGUACAGGUAUAUAGUUUUUGCCGCUAUAUUUGUUGUAAAGUUGUACUAUUUUUUAAUGUAGAUUAAUGUCAUUUUCCCUCCGUCCUUGCUUUUUUUUUUUUUUUUUUUUUUUUUUCGUAAGGCACGGGUCUCGGUCAAGCGUAUAGAAAAGUUCUUGGAUUUAGAAGAACUGGACCCAAACAAUGUUCUAAGGACGUCACGUAAGAGCAACGUAAUGUAGUGGGUAUUUCCGUGACUUGCAAAGACUGAGCACUAGUUGCAGUGAUUGAUGCGUCAGCCAGUAGGCCACACAGAUGACUCACCCAGUAAUUUGGGGAGACGAAUAUACUGACUGAUAAUUUUAAGCCACCAUGUACACGUUUGAGUACAGUGUUUUCUUAGGCAGAGAAUGUAUGAAAACGUGUGAACGUUUACGGCGUUAUUUAUUUUUCAUUUGUCUAUUUCAUUUCCAUCUUGAACUAGAAUUAAGGCUCAAUUUACCAGUACCGCAGUGAGCCUAAGUGCAUCGACGUAUACCAAGAAUACGCGCCAGUAAACAAUUUUCUUGGACUUAAAACAUUUUCAUUAUUCCUAAUGCAUACAAGAUUUCCAUGUUCAGUGACUGUAAUCCGAAGUGGAGGAGGUUAACCUUUAAUGUAAAGCACCGAGUAAAAGAGCAAAUGCGGACUCUUCUUAUUUUUCUCCCUUAGCAACACAGCUUACUUCGGAAAUGAUUGGCGUCAAAAGUGGUGUAUUUGGAUGGAACAGAAAGGAUGCACCUAAAAUUCAUGGGUAAGAGAGAAUUGAAAAAAAGGCUAAAUCAAGAAUGUAAUUAGCCGAAAAGGUUUUAUUCCUAAGUAAGGCAAGAAACAUCAAGAGGCUCACAAAAAAGAAAAGGAGCAAUAACCGGGUAAGGACGUAGAAAUUUUAAACGAGUUACAAUGAGUUUUUCAAUUGCCACAAAUUUGAAAGAAUGUUGGUAACUAAAAUUUAUGGUGUAGGUACUUUGAGCUGGCCUUUAAAUGUCGUCUGUCAACUGGUCUUAUGUUAUGCUUCUUUGUUUUGUUUGUUUUGUUUUGAUUUCUUUCUGUCUGUCUGUCUGUCCGUCUUUCUGUCUGUCUGUCUGUCCGUCCGUCCGUCUGUCCGUCUGUCUGUCUGUCUGUCAGGAAACCAGUCUGUUUCACUUGAAGUCUGAUUUUUUACGACGUCGGUAGUAGUAUAAAUUGCUUAUACAUGGCCCUCUUUAAGUCGGACGUUCUCUGAAUAUUGUAGUGUUUCCUUAGCAAUAGAUCGUGUGGAUUUCCCACUGAGCGCAAACGAAGGGCUAAUAAGUUAAAUAUUUAAUUGAAAAUGAUUUGCCGGAUACGAACGAUAAUUCUUGAAGGGCUCAACUGCAUAUUGCACAUUUAUCAUAAUAUGCAUUCUUUUCGAGUAACACUAAAUUUAAAUGACAAAAUACAUCCCCUCAUGGGCAAUUUAUUGUGCUGUAUAUAUUGUUUUAAAACAUAUAUUUUACUGUCGCAUUUUACUGUUUCAGUAUCAACCUAAACAUUCCAAAGGGCUCCCUGGUUGCAGUCGUUGGUCAGGUUGGUUGCGGAAAAUCUACUUUGCUUUCCUCUCUUCUUGGUGAAACAGAGAAGUUGAAUGGCACCAUUUAUGUUGACGUACGUAAUGUAUUAUUUCUCUAGUGAAUGAUGACCUCCUUCAAAUUUAGCCAUCUUAAAAUCCAUAGUUAAUUUGGGUUUGCUGAUUUCAAGGCCCCUAAAUCAAACUAUCUGAGAUAGCGUAUACAAUAUGAAUAAUUCCUUUUUAGCUCACUUGUGAUAUCCCUUCAUUAUGUUCUGUGCAGUGUUAAAUAUGAUAUAGUGAGUACAGAUGAAAAGAACAUUGAUUUGUCUGAGUGGUAAUUGAUGAGUUUACCUUUUGACUGAUUUGUGGACUCGACGAUAAAAAGUCGCUCGAUGGAAAUGAAAGUGGUCGAUAUUUUGUCUUACAGGGAUCUGUGGCGUAUGUUUCCCAGCAGGCCUGGAUACAGAACGCCACUAUACGAGACAAUAUCCUGUUUAAUAAGGCCAUGAAUCCAGCUCGUUAUGAGCAGGUUAUUGACUCAUGCGCCUUGAGAAGUGAUUUGAAAAUUCUUCCAGCUGGUGACUCCACGGAAAUAGGAGAACGGGUGAGAAGGAAUUUUGGGAAGAUUGUUCUACCUUUUUAUCACCAAACAAAAAGGAGUGCAACUGGUUAAGAUCUUCGCUAUUCACUAAAGAGACAAGUUAGACAUGGAUGUUGAUAAUUUUGAUUAAAGGUGGACAACAUUUUUAUCAUUUUUAUUAUAAUUCAAAUCCCUUGUAAUUUCAAAAGCCAUGCUCGACUUUUUUGGCGUCCCAUUGAACGAAUACGCUUUGGGCUUUUAGCAACUUCUUGAUCACAGCGGUUUUUCUUUUCCAUCAUUUCACUUCGCUGACGACCGGGCAGAUAUGUGGUUCAGUUUUCCGUAUGAUACUGUAGUCGUCCAUAACACCGAGAGAUGUGAAUAAUGACGCCACUGAUAAAUACUUCAAGUUAUUUUUAAGUAAUUGUUAUCGUCCAUGGACAAAAUUCCUUUAAAUCAUACAGGGUAUCAACCUUAGUGGUGGACAAAAACAACGAGUAAGUCUAGCACGUGCAGUUUAUUUCAACGCUGAUAUCUACUUACUGGAUGAUCCGCUCAGUGCUGUGGACGCUCAUGUUGGACGAAAGUUAUUUCUGAAUGUCAUUGGACCUAAUGGAAUGCUUAAAGAUAAGGUGAGGUGGGACAGGGAUCAUCUCAAUGUUUCGUAAUGUCGUAGACACAAGGAUGUUAAGGACCUUGCACGACAGCGACAACAACGAGGACGUGGCCGAACAAAAUAUCUAUGAUUGGAGAAAAAAUAGCUGAGCGCGUGCGUUCUUAAAGUUUGGACAUUUCUUCACCGUCGUUUCAACAUCUACAAAAUAACCAAAACUUGUGUGAUUUGAGAAAGAAAACCCAAACGGAAAAUUAUUUAAUUUUCCAUUUGGAACUCAUUAUGGGUGAAGUUGAACUGUGGCACUGUAGGAGACACUAAACACAUUCGGCCAAUAGCAAAAUUCUAGCCAAAUUAUUUAAUCGACGUCUUCAUCGCGGAAGAACGAUCUAUGAGUAAACAAUCUUGUGUCGCGAAUUUUGCUCACGUGGACAUCCCAUGCUGUUUGUAUUUGUUUUCUACCACACCACUCACUAAACACGCGAGGUACAUCUCACCCUUUUCCCCGGAAGCAAACCAACAUGAGCUCAAAAACGACGGGAGAGUUAUUCUUUUAUAGUCAGUCCCUUGACUCGAUCCUUUCCAGGGUAUCUAUAAUGAUGGCUCGUUUUCUUGGAAAUUUAAAAAACGUGACGAACUUUCAUACCAUUUUGGAUGACCACUAAGCAAGGUCUAUCUUUUCUUGCUAUGGUCCAACUUUCCAAAGUGCAACUUUAAAUUUUUAUUGUCAUGUGUCAUUACCCACCAGACUCGAAUCUUUGUUACCCAUGGCAUCAACUUUUUACCUCAAGUGGACCACAUCAUCGUUCUUCAGGACGGUUUCGUCUCAGAGGUAUGUAAAAUUUCCAUCAGGCUGUAUAAAUUAUCUUAAAGUGGAUUAUUUUGAUAAAGGUUUUCUUUGAUUUUCUUUUGUUUGAAUUAUUUUUAGGAAGGCACGUACACUGAACUUCUGGAAAACUCAAGUGCCUUUGCCGAUUUCUUACAAGCUUACAGAUCAGAGGAGAACUGUGGUCUGUAUCAAAUACAAUAUACAAUUUUUUUACUAUAAAAUUUCUAUUUCGUAAAUUGUUGUACGCUUCUAACGCAGCACUCGUUGUAGUCAUGCAAAACUGUGUGAAAAUUUAUCAUGCGCUUUACCGAUAAUGUUGUGGUAAUAAUUGAAUGUACUAUUACUAAACAGAAACUGAUGUUCAUGAUGAGAACGAAAUCGACGAAGCGCUUCAAGAAAGCACUGAUAAUGUUUUCAACAGAAAAGAAACACUACCUUCGUUGAAAGGUCACGAGCAUAAUCAAGGGAGUAAUAAUAGUAAUGCUGGAAAAACGAUAACAGAGGAAAUAUCAAAGACUGGAGGGGUAAGUUUUGCAGUCUAAAGUAAUGAAUAUUUUUAACUGAGCGCUUAGCUCUUCAUUUGCUUUCUUAUUUUCAAUCGAAAAAUAUUAUUCCGAAAUAUAAAUAAUUUAUAUUUUGAUACAAUUUUUCUAACAAAGUUCAUUUUUCUCGAGUAAUUAUCUUCUUUCUUAAAUAUAAUUUUCUUUAGCUGCAAUCAAGAUGUGUUGAGUGAAAUCUUACUCUUGUAGCAAUUUAAAGAAUUCUUCAUAUUUGCCAUAAUUUUUCAUGCAAAUUCAGCUUAGAUGUCCCCCUCCCUAACAGUGUUGAUGUUGUCAGUGUUGUUGUAAAGACAAUUUCUCGAUAUUAUUAAACAAAAACGCCGGGGAAGUCUCUCAUCUGAGCAAUUUUUCCAGUGACUGUAAAGUUCCAUUUACCUAGGGGUGUUUCCUCUAGAUGUAUUUCCGUUUGAGGAAUGUUUACAACGCGUGAGAUAGAUGGAUGCUUUGGGAAGGUUCUGCUCAGUAAGGAGUAAUUUAUCAACUUUAUCCGAGCAUAAUUUCGACUUUCGGUACCCUGAGAUUUCUCGUAUGUUCCGAAUUCUGGACCCACUAUGAUUGCUCAAAACCCGCCCCAUGCCCUUGGAAGUGGUUCUGCUCGGCAUGUAUCAGAAACGCGGACUUUUUUCUAAGUGAUAGGAAAGCAGUAGCAAUGAUCUGUUUUUUUUUUUUGUUUGGUUUUGUUUGUUUGUUUGUUUGGGUUUUUUUCUAAGCACUUGUCUGUCUUAUUUAUAUCCCUAAACAGGCAACAUUUUCCUUAUUGUUUUCUUACAUCAAGUCCUCUGGCAUACACUGGUUCGUCCUCUCUCUGUUCUUUUUCGUGGUAAUGGAAGCGUGUUCUGUGGCUACAGGAGUAUGGUUAGCCCACUGGAGCGCAGCAAACGUGACCACAAACCAUCAAAGGGACUUUUAUCUAUUAAUCUAUGGAAGCAUCGGAUCGGGUCAGACCCUCUUUACCCUUUUGUACUCCUUGGCAUUGUUUAUAGGGGCGAUUAGAGCUUCUCGAAUACUCCAUCGUAAAUUAAUCGUGAACAUCUUGCGGUUACCGAUGAUGUUCUUUGAUACGACACCGAUUGGUCGGAUUAUGAACCGGCUGUCGAAGGAUAUUUAUUGCAUUGAUGUGACAAUUCCGUUAUCUCUGAAGUCGUUCUUACAGAUGUUUUUUGAUGUCCUUGGGAUGUUGGUAGCUGUUAGUUACGCCACACCACUCUUCCUGACCGUUGUUCCUCCUUUGGGAGCACUUUAUUUUUACAUACAGGUGAGAGAAAGACUUUUGUUUCCGUUUAAACUUAAGGUAUAAUACAUUGUAGGAUAUUUCAAAAAACGUACAGCACACAAACGUCAACGACAAUAGAAAAGUAAGAUCAGCUAGAGGAGGGACGGAGAAGUUUAUUGUGGAUAAUGAGAUGCUUACUGCAAGUCGAACAUGUCGGAGUUUUUCUCGCUGUACACUUUCCUUAUAGGGAAGGAUGGGAUUCAAUUUGUCUUUACAUAGCAAAUAUUCUCUUUUUUCUCUUGUUUUGAUGUUGCUGGACAUUACAAAAUUCUCCCCCCCCCCAAUUGACGUUUUCCUAACCACGCUCAAGAGGAAAUGUCACAUUGACCUAUUUCACUCGCUACAUUCAUUAAGAAUGUGCGAAUCGAUUGAAGUACUGAACACGUCUUGUUUACUUGUAUGAUGAUUGAAGAGCUAAAAGUAUAGCAUAUAUUCAUUACUGUUUUCCGAGCUGGAACGCAGAUUUUAUCACUUUAUGCAUGUUAUACAUCUUGAUUCCCGCAGUUUAAUUUAAUUAAUUCACUGAAUAUUCUACCAGAGAGUAUACGUAGCUACAUCGAGACAGCUGAGGAGAAUCGAGUCAGUGAGCCGAUCACCGAUAUACAGUCACUUCCUAGAAACAAUCACCGGUGUCAGCACCAUACGGGCUUUCUCACAACAGCAGCGCUUCAUCCGGGAUAAUUAUAGGAAAUUAGAUGAAAACCAAGAAGCACACUAUUUGGCUGUUACUGCUGACAGGUGAAGAGAUGAAUUUUGCUGCAUAAACUUUGAUGAUCUGUCUUUUCUGAACUAAUUUUGACUUUGAUGCAGAAAUAUAACGAUUAUUUUUUUCGUUUUUUCAUCUUUAAUGUGAUUUUGGGUAUGAGUUGUGAAGAACACUCUAUGCAGCUAUUUGCGCCGAUAGUUGUUGUAAGGGAACGAAAUGUCUUCAAUGUCAUCAUUUAUUAUACAGCUUGUUCUAUUAGAAGGAUCAUUAUUUUUUAAAUAUUUUAUAGGAUUAAGGAUUAAAGCUUUAAGCUCCUCAGGCCAGAUUCCAAAGAGAGUAAAGCUUUUUCUACAACACCUUUUUUUACAGAUGGUUAUCUCUUCGUUUGGAAUUCAUCGGCAAUUGCCUGAUCCUCUUUGCAGCGUUGUUUGCAGUAAUCAGCCGAGAAAAGAUCAGUGGAGGUCUUGUAGGACUCUCUGUAACCUAUGCGGUUCAGGUAAAAACAAACAACAAACGAAACGACUCUACUUCCUUAAGACCCAAUGUUUAAAAUAAAAACUCAACCCUCGCUUUGUACAAGUAGGUGUUUAUAAAUAUCCAAUUUUAUCGACAAACAUUUGUGUCUUCGUAUGGACCUGCUUCAGUAAAAUGCUUGACAGUUAAAAUCAGUAAGUUUGAUCCCGACAGGAAAAAUAUAACGUCAACAAAGUUAACUCGGUAGAGGGAGGAAAGAGAAGUGUGUAAGAAGCUUUGCAAAUUCAAUUACCCAUUUUUCCUCUUUUUUCCGUCUGAAUAGCCUGAUUCCAGACUCUAUAAUUUCGAAUAACCUGACUUUGCUGACGUAUUUUAAAACGUUCCUUUUUCCUCUUUUCUAAUCGGUGUUGUAGAUAACUCAAAAACUUGCCUGGAUGAUUAGAAUGUCAAGUCAACUGGAAACCAACUUAGUAUCAGUUGAGAGGGUGAAGGAGUAUUCUGAUGCCCAGACAGAGGUAGGUGAAAAUAAAAUCAUUAACCAUUUAAAACGCACGAAGAAGAAAAAGAACGUGUUAAAACAAUUUAAUAGAUCUUGUAAUUAGCGGUGAAUGGAUCUUUACGCCUAUCGUAGGACGACUACACGAGGCUACCAAAUUGAGCAGAUUUUGCUGAAUGUUUCCUCAGGGGUGUAACUAACUGACUUCACGUAUCCGGGCGAUGGUAUUUCUGAUUUUUCCCAUCGAACGACUUUGGACAUAUUCAAACGUAAUUUUUCGUCGAAACAGUUUUGCAAACUAAACCACCUAAGGUUUGAAAAUCAAUUCUCGAAUUUGAAACAAAUCUAUUUGUUUAGAAGACAAAUGUUCCAUUUAAAGUCUAUGAACAUUUUGUUGGCGGUUCUUAUGUUCUCAGGAAAUUGCUUUGCAAAAGACCAUUGCGCUACCAAAGAUAUUUCAAGAUGCGCAAAAUGAGUAUUAUACUUUUACGAGAAGAACCUCGAAAAACUUAUCAUAUCCCUUCACAGUUCCAUUCUUCUCUAACUCUCGGUAAUGUAAGGCGGGGUAGUAUUCAAAUUUGCCACUUCUGUGGUUAAAAUAUUAAAUGGUGCGUAUGUAUCUUUCAAUUCACUUCUUUCUUCAUUUCAAGGCAGAAAGAGUCAUUCCUGAUAGCCGGCCGUCUCGUGUUUGGCCACAGCAGGGAAUAGUUUUAUUUGAUAACUUCCAGUUGCGAUACAGAGAAGGACUUCCACUGGUUUUGAGAAAGAUAACCUUUAUAAUCAAGCCAGCUGAAAAGGUAAAUGAAUAAUAAACAAUAGACUUUUAUAUCUAAAAUAUCAGUCUUAGCUUGCGCCAACAAAUAAUUAAGUUGUUUUCAUUAAGAAAGUCACAAGUACACACAACAGAUUUCUGUUUGUAUUUUACUCGCGUAACUUUACUAACUCGUCGUACGCAUUGAUUUACAUCUGUUCAUGCGCUAACGCGUGAAGUAUUUUGAAUAAAUGUAUGAAUCAGUCAGCGGUUUGGAUACAGAUCGACAAGCGGUUAGGUUUGGGUGCGAACCGACUCAAAUUGGGUACAAAUCGACUGCAUUUGGCUGCAAAACGACUGGGUGCGAAACGACCGUGGGCACGAAACGACCGUGUACCUCUAGAUUGAGUUGGUUGUUGUUGCUCGUCCUUACUCCGAGGGUUUUGCUCUGGGUCCUCCGGUUUUCCUCCCUCCUUAAAAACCAACAUUUCCAAUUUUCGAUUCGACCUGGAAACAGUGACAAGAAGAGCUCCCUAGUGGAAUGUCCACAGCUAAAUCCCAUUAUUAUGUUAUAAUAAUUUUUGUUCUUAGUAAUAAUGACUUUAAUCAAUCUUAGCAAUACUUAACCUUAAAUUUGUAGACUUAAACAUGUUUCCCCUAACGGUCGAACUCAAAAGGUGACUAGGUGUUUGCCUUUUAUUUCCAUGUUUGAAUUGAAUACAACAAGGACACUUCCGUUUCUCGAAGAUCUUUUGAAAUGCAGUCAGCUGUGUAAAAAAUCUUACUCACCUUGAACUGUACAGGUGUUGUUCACGUAGUUGUUAUUGUUGUCAUUAUCAUUAUUAUCAUUUUCUCAGUUACGAAUAUAGCUUUGUUGAAUGCUCGACAGAUUGGCAUUGUGGGUCGAACAGGAGCAGGGAAAUCGUCCUUGGCCUUAGCCUUGUUUCGUAUUCUUGAGAGAUCAGGUGGUAAAAUUGUCAUCGAUGGUGUUGACAUUGCCACCAUUGGACUCAGAGAUCUCCGUUCGCGGCUUACCAUUAUUCCACAGGUGAAACAUGGAACGCAAACAAGCAAGGGGAGGUUUAUAGUGAUAGUGCGAGAACAAAGUUUUUUUGAUGCAGUUGAAUGCUGCUUUUUGGGAGGAAAGCGCUCGUUAGUGACAAUGGGGAGGAAGCCCAGGCAUCUUUAGCUACAAAUUCAUUCAUCCUGGUUUAGGGCUGUUAAAUCGCAUUUUAGGGUUUUCAAGGAAAUUUAUGUGCUUUCUUACUUCAGCACCUUAAACGAUUGAGGACCGUUGUCAUCCGUUGAAUACAUAAAAAAAAAAUAUGGAUACUUGGUCAGAAGGGAGGGAAGUGUUUCAAUGUUUUUAAUGAAAUCAAAAAAUGCUUUUUUUUACUUGUUUUGUUUUUCGGUUUUAUUCCAUUCUUAUUUAUCUUUACCUAUAGGAGCCCGUGUUAUUUUCUGGAACUCUCCGUCUAAACUUGGAUCCGUUCAAUGAACAUGUGGAUGAAAAGCUUUGGAGAGUCUUGGAAGUGAGUCAUUUGAAAAGAUUUGUGAUGAGUUUGAGUGGAGGACUUCAGCACGUUAUAGCUGAAGGAGGCGAAAAUCUCAGGUAGGAAAGAGGGUGGACUGACAGUGAAUACGUUAAUGUUGAACUGUUCAUUGAUGCAAGGUACAAGAAUGCAUGCUCAACUUAAAACUUGGUUCACGACUUUUAAAAAUGUAAUGCGCUUUUCUCAAAAUCCGUUUCAGUAUUUGUAUUUUUUUUGUAACCUAAGAGAUGCAUUUCAUAGUCAGUUAGUGUUGAGACUGCAUGGUUUAGAGGGGUCAGGAAGAAACAUGGACUUGUGUUGAGGCUCUCAAUUAAAAUUUCAAGCCCCCGGUCAAGAAGCCCUUCAAAUCAAGAGGAUCCUGCGAACCUAUUGAAACAUUUUUGGGAUGAGAGGUAAAAAGUACAGACUCUACCAGCCAACAAUGAAAUGUCAUUUCAGGCUUGGACAGUAUCUUGACCAGUUUUAACUUCUAUAUAUGUUGAAGUUUUGAUUCUCUCCUCUAUGGUUCUCGCUUAUCCAAAGUUUUAUUUUUUUUUAUGUUAUGAGUAUGUAAUCGUUUUGUAUGGUUACUUUUGUAUGGUGUUCUCAUUUCUACGUAAAAUUUGAAACUUCAAAUUUUUUCAUGAAAUGUAACCUUUAUAAUCCUAAGGCUUGUGUGAUUUCAUCAAUUAUGAGCCAGAGAUUGCGUAGCCUUUACGAUUGAAAGGUUCAAGGACGUUUUAGUGCGGCUUUGGGCGGGUGGUUUCCAUGGCCAAUGCCUUUCACGUGACUCAUUUAAUCGCUAUAGAAUUUUUAUACCUUAUUGUAGUGUUGGCCAGCGACAGCUGGUUUGUUUAGCGCGUGCACUUCUCCGUAAAAGUAAGAUUCUGGUUCUGGACGAAGCAACGGCCGCGGUGGACCUGGAAACUGAUGAACUCAUUCAACAAACGAUUCGACGGGAGUUCGCUGACAGUACAGUGUUCACCAUCGCCCACAGGCUAAACACCAUCAUGGACUACGACAGGUAAAAGUCUGUCUAGUGGACUUCGUACAAACUUCAGUGAUUAAUAUUUUACUGAAUCGUUUAUCUUGAAUAACCAAGGCGUAGCAAACUGAUUUACAUUAUUCAUUAUUUACGUGGCGUGACACAAAAAAAUUAUAUGUUAUAGUAACGGAAGUUUUUUCCUUUCAUAGGGUUAUGGUUCUUGAAGACGGUUCAAUUGCAGAAUUUGACGCACCCAGCAAACUUCUGGAACAAAGAAGACACUUCUAUAACAUGACUCGUGACGCAAGACUUACAAAGUGACCAAAUUCGAGAUUCUUUUAUCUGUCCUCUUUCCUUUGUCAUCAUUUGCAAGGGAAUCCUUGAAAAUUCAGUAGUCGUAUGACAUAAUAACCAUUCCAUUGAUCUCGAGCCAUGCAUUCCCUGAGCUUAUGUUAAUUAAGGUACCCUUGCUAACUAUACUGGAUUCGAGUCAGACUUGUAAGCUUUGGUAUCGUCUGCAUUUAUUUUACAGGUUUGAUUUGUUGGUCGUUUAUAAGAAGAUGAAUAAAUAAGUUUUAAAGCAUUCUCCUGUGCUACUCCUCGCCCGAGCAUUUGCCACCUGUUUUAAUGCGCUCUAUCCUAAUACAGAACUUGCCUUCGAAAAUAAAAACAAAACUACCCGUUGAAGCCAUAAGCCUUUAACUAAGGCACCAAAAGCUCAUGGGUUACCGUGUGGAAUACUUUUGCUCAUUUUAAUUAAAGAGUGUUUUUCUCAUUUAGACUAGAUCUUUGGUCUAAAUGCUUCGUUCAUUAUCAUCACCAACUGACCAGAUAUGACAAAUGGAGAUUCGUUGACAUGCCUCG